AUGGACGGACUAUGGAUGUUGGUUCAACCCCCAGCAAACCAACCCGUACUUCCCGUAAUCCCUAGAGAUGCAUACUACCCCGAGCUCCCUGUAGCAUACAACCCUAUCCCACCGGUCGAGGAGGCACCAAUACAACAGGAGGAGAUCGAGAUCGAAGAAAAUCCUGAGGAGGACAUGGAAGAGGAUCCCGAAGAAGACCCGGAGGAGGACAUCGAAGUGGAUCCCGAGGAAGAGCCCGAGGAAGAUAUGGAUGAGGAAGAUAAUGACGAAGUGAUCAUGAUAACUGAAUCAGAAUCAUCUGUCACACCUCCAUCCACCCCAAUUCACUCUUUCACUACAGCUCCAAGUCGAUGUCCCAAGAGAAAUGCCAGGAUGUCAGUCCCAGAUCGAAGACCCACAACGCUGAGGCAAAGCAAUAGGUUUUCCCACACCUAA
Messenger RNA from Lactuca sativa (garden lettuce), 435 nucleotides. The record is from RefSeq and is a predicted model, not a curated record. Lineage: Eukaryota; Viridiplantae; Streptophyta; Magnoliopsida; Asterales; Asteraceae.